AUGAUCGACAUGGUUUAUCAUGUGCUCGAGUACUUGGAGGAGUUUCCAGUUGAAGCAGGCGCGAGUGAACUCAAGAGUCAGCUAACGGUCUUCAAGCAUGAAGAUCUACGCGCUGCUUGUGUACAUCUUAAUCUACAAGUGUCCAGAAAACAGAACAAGAAGGGCGGCUUUAUUUCGACCUUGGUUUCCUACUGGAAGGCUACUAAAGGUGUCGCAUCGGUUCCAAACGUUGCACAAAGUGUCUAUCACUCUCCUAAUGGACCGUUGGAAAGUGUUAUGAAGCUGCCACAUGAUGUGGUACAAUUUGUCCAGCUUUUCCCGCCUCAUGGUCACGUCGAAGAGUUGCAGGAACAACUCAAUGCCAACCACUCUAAGACGUUGCGCUCCGCCUGCGUCUUGCUCAAGCUGCGCUUGAACAAAGCCUCGACAAAGAAAGAAUUUAUACGACUUUUAAUCAGCUACUGGCAGAACCGUUUGGCAGUACCGUUAACAUCGGAGAGUCUUGCGUUAUCAACGGGGAGAGAAAAGGAAAAUGAGGUAAUGGACACCAAAAGACAAAGAAGUGAAGAAGAAGAAGAAGAAGAAGAAGUAGUAGAAGAAGACGCACAAAAGACUUUGGCGACGAAGAAAGCCAAGCAUAAGGCACUCGAACGCAAAGGAGAUCUUAUCGAGGAGAGAAAGAAGAUAAUGGCUGAGUCCUUGGAGAAGGCAAAGGUGGUCAAAGAGUGGGCGUCUGCAAUUGAAGUCCUAUCUCAUGUGGAUGGAAGUGCAGAAAGCAUUAAUUCUAUCAGAAAGCUCAUUAACGGAGUUGUGGACAGCGCCAUAAGCGCGUGGUGA
Molecule: messenger RNA, 837 nt
Organism: Peronospora belbahrii
Lineage: Eukaryota; Oomycota; Peronosporomycetes; Peronosporales; Peronosporaceae
Source: the annotation of a GenBank genome assembly